Molecule: messenger RNA, 3008 nt
Organism: Galendromus occidentalis (western predatory mite)
Lineage: Eukaryota; Metazoa; Arthropoda; Arachnida; Mesostigmata; Phytoseiidae
Gene: bsk
Product: mitogen-activated protein kinase dJNK
Exons: 10
Coding region: 371-1702 (443 amino acids)
Biological process (GO): protein phosphorylation
Molecular function (GO): ATP binding; MAP kinase activity
Source: RefSeq, a predicted model, not a curated record
AGCUUUCGCGGAGAAAUGCCGUCCGGCAGGCAUUGGCAGGUUUCUGAUUCCAAGUGCUUCUUCCCCUGAGGCGGCCGCGGCUGUGUGCUAUACUUUUGUCGACGACAGACUUCGACCCGUUACGGCGGUGCAGAGCUUCUCUUGCAAGGCCCGUCCGACUCGGGCCUCUAGGAUUCCCAUGUUAAGAAACCAUCCCAACACAGCCGCCCAUCUCACGGGCCGCGGGACACGGAUUAGAUCAUCGACUUGAGCACCUAAGAACCGAUGGCCCGGGUCAGGUUCUUCGCAGCGCCUGAAACAAUAUCGUCGUCGCCUGGUGCCAGGCCUACCUAGCCAACUCAUUAGGACAGCUGUCGAAAUUUCCGGAAAAAUGUCGGUGAAGCCUUCGUCCCUGUUCUACACCGUGGAAGUGGGCGACACCGCCUUCACUAUUCUACGUCGUUACCAAAAUCUCAAGUCGAUCGGUUCGGGAGCGCAAGGAAUCGUAUGUGCCGCAUACGACUCGAUGACCGGCAAGAAUGUGGCCAUCAAAAAGCUCUCCCGGCCGUUCCAAAAUGUGACCCACGCCAAACGCGCUUAUCGCGAGUUCAAACUCAUGAAACUGGUUUCGCACAAGAAUAUUAUCGGCCUGCUGAACGCGUUCACCCCUCAACAGUCCCUGGAGGAGUUCAGUGAUGUGUAUCUUGUCAUGGAAUUGAUGGAUGCCAACCUUUGCCAGGUGAUACAGAUGGACUUGGAUCAUGAGAGGAUGUCAUACCUUCUUUAUCAAACGCUUUGUGGAAUAAAGCACUUACACUCUGCCGGGAUAAUCCAUCGUGAUCUGAAACCGUCCAACAUCGUGGUAAAGAGUGACUGUACCUUAAAAAUCCUGGACUUUGGUCUGGCGCGGACAGCUGGUACGAGUUUCAUGAUGACCCCGUACGUAGUGACGCGCUAUUAUCGCGCACCGGAGGUUAUUCUAGGGAUGGGUUACAAGGAAAAUGUGGACAUUUGGUCGGUCGGCUGCAUCAUGGGUGAAAUGAUCAGAGGCGCCGUCUUGUUCCCGGGAUCUGACCAUAUAGACCAGUGGAACAAGAUUAUUGAGCAACUGGGCACACCGAGCAGAGAAUUCAUGAGGAGAUUGCAGCCCACUGUGCGAAACUACGUCGAAAACCGGCCACGAUACGCCGGCUACUCGUUCGAGAAGCUAUUCCCAGACGUUCUGUUCCCCGGCGACUCGACCGAGCACAGUAGGCUCAAAGCCAGCCAGGCUAGGGAUCUCCUCUCCAAGAUGCUUGUCAUAGACCCCGACCGACGCAUUAGUGUUGACCAAGCUCUCGAACAUUCUUACAUCAAUAUUUGGUACGAUGAGGAAGAGGUAAAUGCGCCGGCGCCAGCUUCUUACGACCAUUCAGUCGACGAACGCGAGCACACAGUGGAUCAGUGGAAGGCUCUGAUUUAUCAGGAGGUUUGCGAAUACGAGCAACGACAUAACACUCUCGGGACUCUCACCGGUGGAGCCCUCACAGGAGGUUCUCUCGGCGUUAAUCUCGAGCGACAAGGAUCGCAAGGCUCUUCUAGUCAAGGGUCGAGCCAAGCUCUGACUUCGCAGACGUCUCAGCCAACCGCCACAACAUCCGCUGUUUUAGGUUCGUGUUCGUCGAUUACUGGAUCAGGAGCGUGUGGAGCCCCGAACGGAGCUGCGUCAAAUGUUCCUCAAUGAAGCUGGGCAAUAGCACGGCGAAGUGGAUUUCUAUCGCUACCUAGAAUUGAACUCUCGAUAUACAGUACUGAACUGUCUCGAUGACAUCACGAACAGAUGCAGCGGCAAAGAAACUGCGGCAAUUAACCGCGAAGGUCAAUCACAAACCUCACUGCGUCCUACUCCCGUGGACGUCGUUGCCUUCACUUCUGCCCGCCUGUUCACAGCUCUUUACGCUCCACCUGCUCCUAUGCGGGAGAGGGGGUCAGAGCUCAUCGAAGGAAAACCCUCCGAGCUGUCGCUGAUUGUUGGCUAAUCCUAAACGGACUGUGAGCACGUGUGUGAUGAUUGAUGACGAUUACGCUUUCUGAAGCCUGCAUCGAAAACGAGUCUGCUUGAACGAGCGAAUAAGUCACCUAGAUCCAAGAAAUCGAAAUAUGGAGUCGCUCGAGUAUCGAGCUCGAGCAACACAUCCGAGGACGGGUUUGUGACCGGUGGCUAUGGCUUCGACACCUGUGGCUCAGACUCACAAUCACGGGCAGAUCUGAUCUCUGAUUCGAUGACGGCGUGUGGAAUUCGGAGCGGAAAUAUUCCUAUUUUCGUUCCUCCAUCUCUGGUCGAUAAUUAUUGAAUCGUAUUCGGAACCGUUAUCCAUCGAAAUGUGCCAAAUCACUCUCACACUGCCUCCCCGCCUCCCACCCUGGUUCUUCCCGCUCUCUGACAAGGAAGCGUCACCUCCCCGCGAAGUUCCUCCGAAGCCUCUCCCUUCAAUUUAGCAUCAUCAUUUAGCCAUUAACUGCUUCAUGAAUUAUUCGCCUUUGUGAUUGAAUUUCUUGACCGUCCACUCAUCGGAACGCCAGGCCGCCUACUAUCACCGCGAGCCCUGCACGCGAAUCACGCGAGUAUUUUGCUCCGUUCGGUGCCUACUUGUGAGUCUUACGGGUGGCAGUGACCUCCAGAGAACAAAGAUCGGAGCUCAGACAGAAAACACGCAGUGGAGCUCGCGAUAGGAUCUUUCAUUGCCUCUUACAUCUACGACCGUAGAGCAAAGGACCUCCGACGCACUGUCAAACCCAUCAGCGAUUGGAGAAUGUCACCCGCUGUUGUGAGCGAAUCGCGGGUUCCUCGCUCGGACGCGCCCCGCAGUCGGUCAAUCCGAAAUUCGCUUCCGGGGGGGUCGGGAUGUGAAUGUUGAGUGUGUUCGACGAUCGUCCACAGCUCAUAAAGCUCGUAGCUCCGGUCAUGAGCCAAUGGUGCCGUUUUUCUGCGGGUGCAUCCAGAGGGAAACGGGGUCGUAUCAAUGACAGAAACAACACCGGCACAUUCU